This is a messenger RNA of Megalobrama amblycephala (Wuchang bream), 2164 nucleotides long. RefSeq names its product caspase 23, apoptosis-related cysteine peptidase (gene casp23). Gene Ontology annotation, molecular function: cysteine-type endopeptidase activity. Lineage: Eukaryota; Metazoa; Chordata; Actinopteri; Cypriniformes; Xenocyprididae. Gene Ontology annotation, biological process: proteolysis. The transcript is spliced from 11 exons. The record is from RefSeq and is a predicted model, not a curated record. The coding region runs from base 131 to 1492 and encodes 453 amino acids.
CCUUCCAAAUAAAACCGCCCAUCUGUGGAGUAGUGAAUCUAUACUGGGUACUUCAGCCUUGUUCAGGGGAGCUUGUCUUUCACCCCUGAAGUUUAGCAUAGGAAAAAAAGAUACAUUUUAAACGUAAAAAAUGACGGAAGAAGAGGAUAACUGGGAUGAAGAUUUGGAAGAAGACGCCGCGGUAGCAAACGUCAUCAAAUACUUGAAUAUACAUAAACAACACUGUAAUUUCGAAGUACGGCCAUCAGCUGAAAGAGUGGACUCUGUUCCAUUGCCCUGUGGUCAUCAAAUGCCAGCAGACUAUGUUGUUGCUUGGUUCAAGUAUUAUCUUAAACAGAAAAAUACUGAAUUUUCCUGCCCUGGUUUUAAUGAGAUUCAGAGGAAAAUCUGCGGCUCAAAGCUCUCUUAUCAGGACAUCUGUCAGCUGAUACCACUGACAGACAAACAACGGGAAUACUUAGAGGAGAACCUCGCUGCACUUGUUGCUAGAAGGCUGUUUGACUUCAAAGCUUGUCCAGGAUGUCAGUCUCACGUGGAAAGACGAGAUCGGAAUAACUUGUGUGUACACUGCACUAUCUGCACGGCUAACUUGAAACGGACUUACUACUUCUGCUGGAGCUGCCGGAGGGAAUGGAAGGGCCCGGCCAAUAAUGCUGUGCGGUGUGACAACAAUGGCUGUGGACAGAGAGUGAGAACUUCAGAUCCUCUUACGCCAUGCACACCUGAGUUUAAAAGGGAAAUCCUUACACAAGAGGGAGAAGAUAUUUACCCAAUAAAAGGCAAAUCAUCUAACAGAAAACGCUUGGCACUGCUCAUCAACAAUGUCGAGUUUAAAUACAUAGAUGACAGGACUGGGGCAGAAAAGGAUGAGCUGAAAAUGGAGAUGCUGCUUAAUGGUCUGGGUUACACUGUGGUGACACUCAGAGACCUCACUGCACAGGGCAUGCUUGCUGCCUUGCGAGACUUCGCCCAGCGAGAGGAACAUGUCCAGUCGGACAGUUGCUUUGUGGUGUUGAUGUCCCAUGGAGAUGCCACUGGAAUCUGUGGAGUUUUUGAUUCCCUCAGCAGUGAUGAUGAAGAGGACAUUUUCCCAGCAGAUGAAAUCUUUAAUUGCUUGAACACUCCAAACUGUGCUGGAUUGCGGGACAAGCCAAAAAUCAUCCUCAUCCAGGCGUGUAGGGGUGAUAAAGAAGGCAGUGUAGAUGUCCAAGAUAGUAAGCCAAGACACAACAGAGGAAAAGAGCACCGUGAAAAAGACUUCUGCUGCCUGAGGUCCUGUACUCCAGACACGGUGUCCUAUAGAAACAAAGAGAAUGGCUCACAUUUCAUCCAAGAUAUUGUGGAAAUAUUUAAUAAGCAUGCCUGCCAGGACCACAUCGAGGAGCUCUUCAGAAAGGUCCUUAAGAAGUUUAAGGAGAAACAUCCAGAUCAGAUGCCAUGCAAAGAAAGAACAACGUUAUCUAAAAGAUUCUACCUCUUCCCAGGGUUGUAAAACACAGCACCUACAACUUCAGCUCUCCUUAUUAUAAACAUGAUGUAUGCAACUUUAGCAUGUUUGGAGAACACAUGGGACAUUUAAAUCAUGUUUGCAUGUUCAUAUAAUUCAUGACCAUGACAAACAGAUUUAAAUUAUUUAAGUUAUUAGAAAUAAACUAAAUUCUUACGUAAAUUCUUAUAUUUUACAGAAAUAUAAAAUCAAGAAAGUAAGCAACUGGAUGUAUUUUGGAAAUGUUUAUAACAAGUUGCAUCAUUUAUAAUGACCUGUUAGUUUGUUAAAUCUGCUGACCUAGAUUGCAGAUAUCAUUUCUUGUAACUGCUCAGCUAUAAAGUUGGAUUUCCUGUAUUUGAAAACAGAAACCAGCAACACUGUGAUCUCUGAAAUUCAUGUGUGUUAUCGGUCUUUGAAUUUAUUUUACACAGAUGGAAUGAGACAUUGAGGGUUAGAUAUCCUAUGCUUUAGGUAAACAAUAACCUCAGUCAUUCUCAAUUAAAGCAUCAGAUGCACUUGUCUCAACUCACUAAACAUUUGCUGGUUUUAUAGACUUUUGUAAUAUAUGUUGUGGAUGGUCUGAAUAUUACCUAGAUAGUCAUAGGAUUUAUUUGUGGUUAUUGCUAUGAAAAAAUAUAAUAAAGUUAAACUAUAUUUCACAGUAGAGAUGUGGAA